This is a messenger RNA of Hevea brasiliensis (rubber tree), 774 nucleotides long. RefSeq lists its product as uncharacterized. The transcript has 2 exons. The record is from RefSeq and is a predicted model, not a curated record. Lineage: Eukaryota; Viridiplantae; Streptophyta; Magnoliopsida; Malpighiales; Euphorbiaceae. Bases 1 to 774 code for a protein of 257 amino acids.
AUGGAUCAGGGACUAAUCUUGGAUGUAUUUGAUGAGGGUGCACUAUUGGAACAUUUCAUAGUGAGGAUUGACCUGCAGGACAGAAUUAGAGUUUUCCAACACAGAGACUCGCAACUAAUGAGAAUUGUAGAAAGGGUACAGCAAGGAGAGGAUUGUGAAUUUAAGUUUGAUGCAAAUGGUGCUCUUAUGCAAGGCUCCAGGAUAUGUGCCUUGGAUGUGGAUAACCUUAGAGUUAAAAUCAUGCAAGAGGAACACUGCACAACCUAUAAUGUCCAUCCAGGCUCCACCAAGAUGUACCAUGAUGUGAAAGACAGGUACUGGUGGAACAGCAUGAAGAGAGAUAUAGCAGACUUUAUGUCCAAGUGUUUAACUUGUCAAAAGGAUGAUCAGCCACCUUUGGUAGAGUUUACCUACAAUAAUAGCUAUCAUUCCAGUAUCGGGAUGGCACCCUAUAAAGCACUGUAUGGCAGGAGGUGUAGAUCUCCUUUGUGUUGGACAGAAGUGGGUGAAACGAAGAUGCAUGACCUAGAUCUAGUGCAGUACACCUCAAAAAUAGUCCCUAGGAUCAGGGAACGCUUGAAGACUGCUUUUAGUAGACAAAAGAGCUAUGCAGAUCCCAGGCGGAGGGAUGUAGAUUUUGCAGUGGGUGAUUAUGUAUUUCUAAAGGUCUCUCCGAUGAAGGGAGUUAUGAGAUUCGGGAAGAAAGGCAAGCUAGCACCUCGAUACAUAGGGCCUUUCGAGAUUAUUGAUAGAGUUGGAGCUGUGGCGUAUUGA